AAGCCCUUCAGGUAUGAAACGGCGUCGCAUCUGACUGUGACAAACUGACAGCAACCUCCGGCAGCCAUUCUUUGAGAUCUCCGCGUUCACAUGUAUGAGCUUCUUCUGUGUCUGCAUUCGUUUGAUUACACAGUUGUUGAAAGGUGAAGUUUGAUCACAAAGAGUUGGGAUAACUUUAUACUCAAUAUGGUUGCUGCUGCAUAUCACCAAGCAAUAUGCUUCACUGCCAACGAGGGUGCUAGGGACUUCCUGGUCACAUCUUCAUCUGGGAGUCUUAAAAUGAAACCAGUGUUUAGAAAAGAGAGAUGCAGUUUGAGGCAGUAUGUAAACUGUGUGAAGUAUUCAUCAGAGUCACCUUUAUGUGCUAUUAAGCCAAUUUUCUCCUCAUUAUCAAGUACCAAUGAUUCGCGGAGAACAGUACGUGAGUACACUCCUUCCCAGUAAUUCUUGUUAUCAUCUAUCAAAAACUGAAUCAUACUUGAUCUUAAUACGGCAUGGAGAAUCAAUGUGGAAUGAAAAGAACCUGUUCACUGGUUGUGUAGAUGUGCCACUCACCACUAAAGGUGUUGACGAAGCAAUUGAAGCCGGUAAGAGAAUUAGACACUUACCCAUUGAUGUUGUCUACAUCUCUGCAUUGAUUCGUUCUCAGAUGACGGCCAUGCUUGCCCUAACAGAGCACCACUGCAAGAAGGUGCCCAUUAUUGUACACGAUGAGACUGAACAAGCCAAAGUAUGGAGUCAAAUUUAUAGUGAAGGCACCGAGAUGCAGUCUGUUCCUGUUGUUAAAGCAUGGCAACUGAAUGAAAGAAUGUACGGGGAACUUCAAGGGUUUAAUAAGCUGGAAACAGCUGAAAGAUGCGGAAAAGAGCAAGUCUAUAAAUGGCGCCGAAGCUAUGAUGCUCGACCACCCAACGGUGAGAGCUUGGAAAUGUGCUUGCGAAGAGCUGUUACCUAUUUUAAAGAGCAAAUUGAACCCCAACUUUCCAGUGGAAAGAAUGUAAUGGUAGUAGCUCAUGCAAAUUCAUUGAGGUCCAUCCUAAUGUAUCUCGAUAAAUUGACUGCUGAGGAGGUCAUCCACUUAGAACUCUCAACUGGAGUGCCAAUGCUUUACAUAUAUAGAGAAAAUCAAUUCAUCAGGAGAGGAAGUCCCUUGGGAUCUACGGAGGAUGGAGUUUAUGCUUAUACAGAGAAUUUGGCCUUAUACAAGCAAAAUCUGUUAGAUGAAGUGUUAGAUGAAGUGUCAUUAUAACUUUUUCUCCUGAAAAGAAAAAGCUAUCAUGCAAGCUUAAAUAUGUUCAUGUUGUUAGAAGUUCAUUGAGGUAUCUUGAGUCAUCAAUAAUCCUGAGAAACACAAGAGCCA
This is a messenger RNA of Solanum verrucosum, 1360 nucleotides long. Its product is annotated as 2,3-bisphosphoglycerate-dependent phosphoglycerate mutase 1-like. Gene Ontology annotation, biological process: glycolytic process. The record is from RefSeq and is a predicted model, not a curated record. Bases 401 to 1249 code for a protein of 282 amino acids. The transcript is spliced from 8 exons. NCBI's taxonomy places the organism in Eukaryota, Viridiplantae, Streptophyta, Magnoliopsida, Solanales, Solanaceae. Gene Ontology annotation, molecular function: intramolecular phosphotransferase activity.